CGACAGUAGGUGUUUGAUUCUCGUGCCGGUAGUUGUAAAUAGUUUAGUUUUUAAUAAUAAUAAUGAAUGACGUUAGCCUGCGCGUAUCAGCUUUAAAGCUGUGCGCGCAUCCAAAGCGAUUUAGCGAGAUGCGCAACGCACUGGUCCCACUGCCGUUGAAGUGGCAAAACUCAACAAUCGACUAUGUGGAGGAAUUCGCUCAGGCCACCAAUUGUGCCAAACAGCUGUCCAUUGUGAAGGAUGCGUUUGAGAAUCCCCGUUCAUUUCCCUUUCUGGCCGAUAUCCUAUUCGUGUGCCCCCUGAAGCAUCCCGUGCGCGGCGUUGUGACCAGACUAUUCUCAAAUGCCGAGUGCAGCAAACGCUCCCCAAUCACUCACAGCAGGGAGCGCAUAUUGAGCGCCCUACGUGGUGCCCUACGCGAGGUGUCCGUCAAUAUCAACAGUAGCUGCGCCUUCGCUGACGACAUGAACGACCUCUUCGUCUCGGUCAGCGGCUGUCUGCAGAGCUUUCCGUUUGGGCGCGAUGCGCUGGCCCUGGAGAUUUACUGCUUCAUACCAUUGGUGCCCAAGGCUAUGGCCCUCUUCUGGGGCUUAUUAAGUGACACAGGCACACAGAUCUCUCCGACUCGUCGCAACGAGUGUUACUUAUAUCUGCAGAAUCUGUUGCGCUUCCACGUCAACUUCAUGACUGAGUUUAAGUCGGAGCUGAUGCCUGAACGUUGCAGGCCAUUGAAGUCUAUUGAUGCGAUUGCCGAGCAGGCAUCCCGUAGUGUGGAUACGCCGUGGGAUGUGCGCGCCGUUGCCGGCCUCGCGAUUGGCCAUAAUGCGCGUCUAUUUGGUGAUUUUGCAAAUUAUCUGCUCAAGUGUCAAUCUCUGAAUGAAUUUAACGAUUUGCCCAUGAAGGCCGCAUCGCUGCUGAUGCUGCAGAAGAGCGACUACGGCACCUGUGCUGCCCAGGCACUGGAUAUACUGAAGCGCACCUUGGAGCAUGUCGAUAGCGCCAGCAACGUUAGCAACUUUCUGGUCUAUUUGUCCAAGCAUCUGAAUACCUAUUCGAAAUCGUUGGGCGGCAUUAAGUUAACUGAUCGCCCUCAGAUCAUGUACAGCCUGAUAUUGGCCAUGUUGAUGCGCUUCGCCUUGCAGCACAUCUCGAGCAACAUCGAAACGAUACGCCACAUGUGCGCCAGCCUGCUGCAUCAGGUGCUCCAGCACAGCAAGGCGGCCGGCCAGACAAAUGUCAUUGCCCAGGUCUAUGCCCAGUACGAGCGCCAGCGCAUGCCGCUGCCAUCCGUUUGCCUGAUGCUGCAGCAAGUGGUCGAGGUGUUGGGCGUCCAGGCGGUGAUGAUGAAUUGUCCAGGCAUCUUUGACAAAAUGUUUCCCGUCCACCUGGGGCGCGAGGACAGCGUGAAUGCGCUGUUCAAAAGCAUGAUGACAGUUGCCCACAAUGAGGAGACAUCCAAGGAAUGGAGGCGCCUGUGGUGUUCGCUGCUUUAUAGGGCAGCUGUGCCCUGCGACGAUCGCUUGGUCUGCAUUGAGCGCCUGAUCAAGGUGGCCGUUCACCUCGAUGAUGAGGUGCUGCCCGAAUUGAUGAAACAGCGCCAUCUGUCAAUCAGCACCAAAUUGGCAGCCAUGCUGACGGCACGUCGUCAUGGCCAGCAGCGUAUGGUCAAGGCGCUGAUGGCCGAUCAUCUGGAUCAGCUCAAUGCAGCGCUGGUUGGCGUCGAUGACAAUUCGCGGCUGUUGGCCCUCUCCUUUGUGGUCGAUACGCCCCGGCUGAGCGAGUCAUAUACGCAAUUCGAGCUGGACUCGAUCAUUACCUAUAUUGAGCUGAAUGCCAACAAUCCCAAUGCCCAUAUGCGCCAAAUUGGCCACGGCCUCUUGCAGAAGGCGGUGAAGCGACUGGAAUAUAAUCUGGCCCAACAGCUGAAGGACAAACCACUGGCCGUAAAUGAAGAUAACAUGCUGAUCAUCUUUGUAAACAAGCUCGUCCACUUACUGGCCAUGAAUCUGUUUCCCACUGCCAACUACGGCCGGCGCUGGCUAUCGCUGCGCGUCCUGGAUGAUUGCAUCGAAAUGAUGGAACGUCUCAAUUUGCCCUGGAGGCAGCGCAUGCCGCCACAGUCGUGGCCCUAUUUGGAUUACUGUCUGCGCGACAGCUAUGAGCACAACAAGGUGCAGGCCGCCCUGCUGUUGGCCAAAUUGCAGACCUGCUGUCCGUAUGACCCAAUGGACAUCUUGGAGCAGCUGAAGUCGGUGCGUGUGACGGACUCGUCCACGGCCGUCUAUCGCCUGCAGGUGUACUGCAAGGCAGCCGAGGUGGCGCUAGCGCCGCCCCUUAAUGAUGAUGCCGUCCUGCCCAAGCAUCAUGCACGCGAUUAUGCCAUCCUACGGAUGUGCAUGGACCAUUUGCGGGAGGGCGCUGCCGCGGCCGAAAGCGAUUUGACGGAGGCGGCCCAAACGAAUCCGUUGUAUGGCCUGCUCUUCGCCAGCCGGCAUUUGUUGCUCCAACUGGAGCUGAAGCCACUGGCCGAGGAUCAGCUCUGGUUUGAAUAUAUUGAGGAUCUGCUGAACAUCUGUGUCACAAUCACUAACAUUAUGCUGCCCAUUGUGGGUAGUGAUUCGCCGGAAGGUAUGGUCCCGGGAUCACAGAAACCAACGGCGAAACCAAUCUCGGAUCCCGAUACUCAGGCCGAAUUGGAUACGCUGUCGCUGCUGCCGCAGAUGGUGUUGCUCAGCGCCUGGCGCAGCAUCAAGGAGAUCGCCCUCAUCAUGGGCGACUUGGUGCAGCGUGCUCCGCUCCAGCAGGAGCGUAAACACAACUAUUUGCUCAGCCAAGAGCAGGUGGCGUUGAUUGGUGAGCAGUUCAUAUUGCUGCUGGCGGAUGUCAAGCAUCGCGGCGCCUUCGAGCAGGCAUAUGUGGGCUUCACCUGGCUCUGUCGUCGCUUCUGGCACAGCGAUGAGCCGGCCCUAAGCCAGCUGCCGCCCAAGUGGAUGGAGGAGGCAAUGCGUCUGGUCACUGGCAUGGGCGACAAGGAGCUGUGCUCCACACGUCGCAGCGCCGGCAUGCCCUACAUGCUGCAGGCGCUGAUCUGCACGGAACUGAAGCUGGGCACCCACAACACCUUCAAGCGGAGCAUGUCCUUGCUGCUGGAAGUGUGCGAGCGUCGCGAACUGGGCGCUGAUGCGGCCAUUGCACGCAGCCAUGCCAUGAAUAUCAUGCGUGCGCUCUUCCGCUGCAGCGAACUGGCCGAUGUGGUGGGCGAUUUUGUGGGGCGUGGCAUUGAGUGCGCCCUGGAGAGCGUCAUGGCGGAGGAGUGGAACGAACGCAACAGUGCCACACUGAUGCUCUCAGCGCUGAUGGUGCGCGUCUUUGGCGUGGAGCGCGCUCGCUCCGACAGCGGCGAGCUGCACGUGCGCAAUCGCAUGACCGGACGGAUCUUCUUUACGCGCUAUCCCAAGCUCUUUGAUUACUUCCAUGCGAAUCUGAAGAAGGCAGCCGAACGCUGUCGCGCAUCGCCAAAGGGGGGCCAGACGGUGCAGUUGGAGGCCAUGCUGCAGCUGCUCUAUCGCCUCUAUCCAUCCUCCAUGGAGGGAACCGAAUCUAGCCUGAAUCUCAGCGUCUUUGUGCCCUUCCUGGAGGCGAUCACGUGCGUGAACGAUAGUACCACACGAUAUCGCAGCUGCGAGGUCUUAGCCAACUUUGGGAACACCACCUUGGCCUUUGAGAGCAUUCGCCGCAUUUCAGCGAUGUUCAGUGUGAUCAACUUCAAGCACAAGAGAGGCGAACCCUUGCCCAAGAACAUUAAUCUACUGCACGGCAAGGUGUUGCAGCUGAAGGAGCUGUACCGCGUUGCACGCUGGCAGGAUGUGCGCCUGACCUGCACAAUGAUGUAUAUGAUGUCUGUGAUCGCUGUGAAGAUGUUGAGCCACGAUAUGUUCAUCUUUCGCACCAUAGUGAUGGUGUUGACGGACGCGUUGGCGGAUCUGCAGGAAUGCAAGCAUAUUGGGGCAGCGGUGCUCAAUGCCUUGCUCGCCAUCUAUGAGCUGAAUCAUUUGGCGAUCUAUCGACACUGCGAGGAAUAUACCGUAUCGCCGAAGUUCUUUGCGAUUUUCGCCCUGCAUUUGCACCGGCUGACCCUGCAGCCGGAUGGCCUCCUGGAGCACAUGUUUGAGAUGUUGGUGCGACCGGAUAAUGUGCCAUCGAAGCUGGAGCACGUGAAGAUCGACUUGUGGCUGUAUACGCUCAUCCAUCAGGCCGCCUCGGGCACCAAAGCACGUGGCCUUAUCGAACCCUUCGAGCUGAAGCAUUUCGAUUUCGAUCCGGAUGUGGUGACCUAUUACAAGACGCUGUCGCGCAGCCAGCGCUCCAACCUGGCUACCCAAUUGCGUCAAUCAAAGGCGGUGCGGCUGCAUGCGAUGAAGAUGGCCGGAAUCAUUGAUCGAUCGGCACAUUGGGCGCCGGGCCUGUCGUGCCGUGUGUUCGCCUUCCUGGCCCUGCUGAAUGACAUCGAUCUGUCGAUGCUUCAGUUGUUGAAUCGUGGCGGCUUCGAUGCGGAGCCAGGCGUCACCAUUUGCCUAACGCGCCUCAUCAUGGACAACGGCAUGCUGAGCAGCUAUCAGUAUUAUUGGGUCCCACUGAUCCGUUACACUGUGCAUAACUCGUCGCCCAAGAGGCCGGUCUAUAUGCGUUACAGAUCCGCCCAGCUGCUGGACCGAAUGACCGUGCAUGUUCAGCAGAUCAUCCACUCGGAUGAUGCGUUCAUGAUUGGCAACUAUAUACGUCUGGUGCUGCAGCUGCUCGUCGAUGAGUCGGAGAUGGUGCGCAAUUAUACAUCGGAAUUGGUGUCCAGCUGCAUGGGCCUCUAUUUGGGCGGCGAGCGGGCGCUGGAGAGUGUCUUAGAGGUCAGUAUGCUGCCCAUUGAGGCGGAGAAGUUCUUUUUGGAGCACAUGCUCGAGGCCCUUCAGCGCUACAAGACGAACGGCAAUUUCCUGAUCGCCUGUUUCAAUUUGGUUGUGGAACCAUUCGUCAGUGUCGAGCUCUUGUUCAAUCGCACCAUCGAAGAGGCGCCAUCCAAGUUUUUCAGUGGCGAUGACGAAGCCGAGGGCGAAAUCUUCGAUAAGCAGGAGGUCAAUCAGUACUGUGAGGGAUUGCGUAUUGCUUCGGUCGUGGCGAAAAGUUUCAAUGUCGCAUUCCCAAAUAAUGAGGAGCUGAUGAAGGCUCUCGAUGCCGUGGAAAAACUGUGCUCAUACAAAGGAUUUACCGCGGAACCAAUUCCUCCGAGAAUCAUCGCCUAAAACGUACACACACACACGCACACACACACACACACACACACAAAAAGCAAACACACGGAGGCUACACCAUUAGUACAAACACACAGAGUGAAGGAAAGAAAGAAUGAGAACAAGAAACUACAAGCUGCAUUUAAUUCCAAUUGGAAUUGUAUUAUAAAACACACGCAUUUAUAAUGCACAUAAUACACUCACACAAACGAAUAUAAUUAGAAAAAUGAUGUCGAAGACAUUGCAUUCAAUCCCAAUUGGAAUGUUAGUAUAAAAUACUGCAUUUUUAAUAUUUGAAAAUCGUCAUAUAUGU
This is a messenger RNA of Drosophila arizonae, 5595 nucleotides long. It is a transcript of the gene THADA, whose product is annotated as Thyroid adenoma-associated protein homolog. Gene Ontology annotation, biological process: tRNA methylation. Gene Ontology annotation, cellular component: cytosol. The record is from RefSeq and is a predicted model, not a curated record. NCBI's taxonomy places the organism in Eukaryota, Metazoa, Arthropoda, Insecta, Diptera, Drosophilidae.